Messenger RNA from Orbicella faveolata, 2076 nucleotides. Its product is annotated as harmonin-like. Lineage: Eukaryota; Metazoa; Cnidaria; Anthozoa; Scleractinia; Merulinidae. The record is from RefSeq and is a predicted model, not a curated record. Gene Ontology annotation, molecular function: protein binding. Gene Ontology annotation, cellular component: plasma membrane; stereocilia ankle link complex; stereocilium tip.
UUUCUCAAGAGCUAAGGCCACACAUUUUGAAAUGGUGUUUGCAAAAUCGCUUAAUUUUUUGGUGUUUUUUUGUAUGUUUCGAAAAGUAUGAGACGAGGAUUUGAGCAGGAGAAUCUAUACACUUUGUCUAAACACGCUACAGAGUUUAAAAAUAAGGUUAAAGUCUUGAUUGAGAACGAUGAAGAAAGAGUUGCCUUUUAUGAGGCUCUCCAGGACUAUCAGGGGUCCAACUCACUCCAAAAACUUGUGAAUGAUCUGAAGUCUGUCAUCAACACUCCCAAGAGAUAUCCACUAUUCAGAGAAGUGAAGUAGGUUGUACUUGAUACAUGUAUGUUCCUGACUGCUUCAACUUAAUUUAUGGGGAACUUCUUCCCUUGAAUUUGAUCAAGGCGGGAGCAUGGAGUUGGAAUCUUUGUGUCUCUUGUUUCACGAGGUUCACAGGCAGACAUUGUUGGACUAAAGGCAGGAGAUGAGAUUUUAAGUAUCAAUGGAUUGUACAUUGCGGAAUCAACUCAUGGAGAGGUAGUCAACAUCUUGAGGUCUCAAAAAAAUCUUCUUGUGAAAGUUAGAACCACAGGGAAAGUGCCAUGCAAAAUAAAUGAUAUCAUCAGCUGGGAAACUGCAGAGGGAAAAGAAAAUGUUUAUUAUCAUCCUGACUUACUGAUCGGUGAUCAAAUAGUGGCAGUUAAUGGAAAGAAUAUUAUGAAACUAAGGUACUCAGAGGCGAUAUACUUGCUGAAGUCUUUCAAGGAAUUACAACUUGUUCUCCGGCAUGACAAGGAAGCAGAACAGUUUAUCAUGGAGGAAAUUGCUAAACAGCAGAAGGACAAACUACCAGAAUUUGCCAUUAAAACUCAGCUGCUAACUCGAAAAGCGGAAGAAAAAGAAAGAUUAGAUAAAGCCAAAGAACAGAUGCACUUCAAGCAACUGCUGCAAUCAAAACGUGAAGAGGAUGAUCAGGGGCAUGAGAAAUCUAAGGGAGCAACUGAAGGAAGGGAAGUAGAAAAUGCAGAAGUCAGUCAGCCGUCCAACAAAUCCCAGUGCUCAGAGCUUACACCCAACAGUCACAAACGAGCAGCGUUUUCAGAAACUGUACAAGUUGUUGUUGCAGGAACCAGUAAAAACUACCAUGAAGAAACUGUGGUCAGUGAUGUGCAUCCCGCGUCUUUGCAUCCCAGCAAUGUACAGUUUGAAGAUGACGUGCUUGAGGGGAGAGAAGCUCACUUUUUGUCAAUUGAAAAGGUGUCAGAGUUAGGGCUAGAGUUGGAGGAACGCGAUGGCGGAAUUUACGUGACCGGUGUUCAAGAACAUGGCUGUGUGGCUGUACACGGCGGAGUAUGUCCUGGAGAUCAGUUGCUAAAUGUGGAGGGCACCAGUCUCCUUGGAGUGAGUGUGCAAGAAGCUCACGAGGAGUUAAACAAGGCCAUGAACAGAAACUCAGAAAAUAUCGAUCUCGUCGUGGCCAUUUCUUUGAAAAGAGCGAGCCGGCGGCCAGUUCUGAGAAGUGGCAGUGUAGUGAGGAAACGAGAUCCCGUCACUGGGGUGGAGGUGUAUGACACAUGGCUUUAGUUAAUUCUCCCGUCGCACAAAUAACGCUUUGACAGAGCGUUAGAAAAGGAAAUAUAAAUGAAGACUUAGUUUAGAUUCUUGUUGUUACUUAUUUUAUCACUUUUGAAGAAAGAUAUAGACUCACGAAGUUCAUUAAGUCUUGUCAAAAUUAUCGUGAAAAUUCUCACAAUGAUUAGAACUGUUCACAAAGAAGUCUUUUCCUGGCUCGAAAUAGAUAGACCGCUAAACCGAUGAGUAUUCGUAAAGUUCUGUAUCAAACAGAAAAUAGGUGUUGUAUCUUUUCAAUCCAUUACACAAAGUAAAUUUGUUUCAAAUCUAGAGUAUUACUUUCAGACUGGAAAACACUGGAGGAAGAGUGUUGCCUGCCAAGACAAAAGGAGAUAUAUGUUGUAGAUAUAUUUAACAAGUAUAUUUAUUUGUUUUUAACAUUUGUAUAUCGAGAUUUUAUGCACAGUUAUAUUUAUCAUUCUUGUCUGAAUGUCAAUAAAAUGGUUGGACUCAACAGAA